Anguilla anguilla (European eel) is the source of this 762-nucleotide messenger RNA. It is a transcript of the gene chchd2, whose product is annotated as coiled-coil-helix-coiled-coil-helix domain containing 2. Gene Ontology annotation, biological process: positive regulation of transcription by RNA polymerase II; mitochondrion organization. The record is from RefSeq and is a predicted model, not a curated record. The transcript has 4 exons. Gene Ontology annotation, molecular function: sequence-specific DNA binding. The coding region runs from base 158 to 712 and encodes 184 amino acids. NCBI's taxonomy places the organism in Eukaryota, Metazoa, Chordata, Actinopteri, Anguilliformes, Anguillidae. Gene Ontology annotation, cellular component: mitochondrion; nucleus.
ACCGGAAGACGGAAGAAAAUUAAUGACGUAGCGGUCGCAAGUCUGUCGAUGUUAAAGGUCCUGUAUUAUAUGAGUUUUGAUAAAAACACAGACGCAACUGGACUGGAUUUUUCAUUUGCAAGUUCAAUUGCAGUAUUUUGUGAUUUUCCUAUAAAAGAUGCCUAGAGGUAGCAGAAGUCGAACAUCAAGGAUGGCUCCCCCAGCCAGCCGGCCAUCUCCACCACCCAUGGCGAGAGCUCCCCCUCCUCCCCCGCCAAUGGCAAGAGCUGCACCUCCUCCGUCAAUGCCUGCACAUGCACCUCCAUCUGCCAUGGCUCCCCCGGCUCCAAGGGAACCUGGGAUGUUUGCCCGCAUGGCAACCACAGCAGCAGGGGUAGCGGUGGGGUCGGCGGUGGGGCACACGAUUGGACACGCCAUGAUGGGAGGUGGUGGUGGUGGUGGUGGUGGAUCAGCGAGCUCUGAGCAAGCCAGGCCUGACAUCACCUAUCAGGAACCUUACGCCCAAGCCCAGCCUAUGUACCAGCAGCCGCCGCCCAUGUACCAGCCCCAGUCGAUGUACCAGCAGCCAGAGCCCGUUUUCCAGCAGGCGGAAAGCCCCUGCGCCUUGGAGCUGAAGCAGUUCAUUGAGUGCGCGCAGACCCAGAGUGACCUCAAGCUAUGCGAGGGCUUCAGCGAGGUUCUCAAGCAGUGCAAGUUCUCCAACGGAUUGUAAUGAAGAUAAAACAAAGAAACGGCCAUCGAUCCACGCACAUUAAAAAAAAA